UCCUUCCUGUCGUCGUCAUCGUCAACAUAAAUAUCAUAUCAGACGGUAAAAUGAGUCGAACAGUGCUGGUAACUGGUGGAACUGGAUUGGUUGGAAAGGCGAUUGAAGCGGUCAUCAGCGAGAAGCAAUCAAAGGAUGAGCGAUGGAUUUUUGUUGGUUCAAAAGAUGCUGAUUUAACCAAUAUAAAUUCGUCUCGCGCCUUGUUCGAGAAGCAUAAACCAACACACGUGAUUCACCUGGCAGCGAUGGUUGGUGGAUUGUACCACAACAUGGGCAACAACUUGGACUUCCUCAGGAAAAACAUGCAGAUGAAUGACAACGUGCUGCUCCUAUGCCAUGAACACAAAGCGAAGGCCGUUUCAUGCCUAUCUACGUGUAUUUUCCCCGACAAGACACCAUACCCUAUCGAUGAAACUAUGAUUCACAGCGGACCCCCUCACGAUUCCAACUACGGGUACAGCUAUGCUAAACGACUGAUUGAUAUAACGAAUCGUGCGUACCACGAUCAGCAUGGGGAUCUGUUCACUUCGGUUGUUCCUUGCAACGUGUUUGGACCGUUUGACAAUUUCACGCCCGGUGUUAGUCACGUGAUUCCCGGUAUGAUUCACCGUUUGCAUGAAAUUAUGUAUUUGAAGGAUCCCGAAAAACAACAAGACGAAAAAGUUUUCCCGGUGUACGGAACCGGAAAGCCACUACGACAAUUUAUAUUCUCGGAAGAUCUAGCAAAAUUGAUCAUAUGGGUUUUACGCAGUUACGACAGUGUAUCACCUAUCAUUCUGUCGGUAGAUGAGGAAGCAGAGGUCAGCAUCGCCCAACUGGCAGAAUCAAUCGCAAAGUCUUUCGAAUUCAAGGGAAAGUUGAUAUUCGACGAUAGCUAUGCAGACGGACAAUACAAGAAAACGGCAUCUAAUGCUAAACUUCGAAAACUGCGUCCCGAUUUUCGGUUCACUGACUUUGAUGCGGCAAUUCAGCGAACGGUCGAUUGGUAUUUAAAGAAUUAUGAUCAGGCAAGGAAAUGAAAAGAAUACUAUUCACGUUACUGUAUAUUAAACUGUUUCACAAACAAA
Molecule: messenger RNA, 1067 nt
Organism: Wyeomyia smithii (pitcher-plant mosquito)
Lineage: Eukaryota; Metazoa; Arthropoda; Insecta; Diptera; Culicidae
Gene: Gmer
Product: probable GDP-L-fucose synthase
Exons: 5
Coding region: 51-1019 (322 amino acids)
Biological process (GO): nucleotide-sugar biosynthetic process
Molecular function (GO): GDP-L-fucose synthase activity
Source: RefSeq, a predicted model, not a curated record